Molecule: messenger RNA, 587 nt
Organism: Aspergillus aculeatinus CBS 121060
Lineage: Eukaryota; Fungi; Ascomycota; Eurotiomycetes; Eurotiales; Aspergillaceae
Exons: 1
Coding region: 164-505 (113 amino acids)
Source: RefSeq, a predicted model, not a curated record
GCGCGCGCGGGGGGGGGGAGGAUGGUAAUUUGGGACACGAGAGAAGGCAGGCGGGGAGAGGGAAAGGAGGGAGCGGGUAGAGCAAGAGCGCAAAGCGGAAAGAAAUACCUUCUUUCCUUUUCGGCAAAAACGAUCGACCUCACACUCGAACCCGAUUGUGACCAUGCUCCAUGCCGACAUUAUAAGGGCAAAUGAUACUCGACUCACUACUCAUCUGCGAGCAUAUACCCAUAAUUACGCGAAGAUCAUCGCGCUCAUCAAACCGGCAACGCCGCAAUAUUAUCAUAAUCAUCAUUAUCAUCAUUAUCGUCAUCAUCAUCCUGAUUUUCUCCCCACUGACCUUACUCCGAGGUCAUGUCUUAUGCUCACCGGAUUGGGUCACUGUGUAGAUCACCUUCACUAUGGAGAUAUAAAAACUGCCUGCAGCUGUCAAUCCCUUGUGGUUCAGUGCCACGCAUACGCCUCGGGUUGGGGACCCAUUCAAAGCCCUGACCAAUGCGUAUAGAGCGCACUCCUGAUUUGCCACCUUCAUGGAACGACGCUCCUCGAUCGAUGAAAUGACCCCCCUGGGUGGGUUCGAUUGCUCA